Molecule: messenger RNA, 2532 nt
Organism: Chara braunii
Lineage: Eukaryota; Viridiplantae; Streptophyta; Charophyceae; Charales; Characeae
Source: the annotation of a GenBank genome assembly
UCGAAAAGGGGAAGCCAGUUUUCAGUUGUAACCUUUUCUCUUGUUGUGUGUUUCCACUGUGCUGGGGGGUGGAAGGCUCACAAAAUGGAAGGCUCUAUUGCCCUGAAGCAAAAGCCUGGUAGUGGUGCUUUGUUCGCAUUCCAUAUUGAGGUGGGUGUUGAUAACCAAUCGGAUCAAACCUCCUCGAGCUCUAUGAAUGCUAUCACAACGAGUUUCCUGCAAAGAAUCCGCAAUGUGAAGAACACGCAGUCGUUCAGAGACACUGGCAUGAUUCUGGCUAUGCCAAAUUCGGCGGUAAGACAAGCAACGUUCGCAUGGAUGACUCGCCAUGAGGUGGGUGUCCAGCUGAUUGACAGCUGGCAAAAUCUCAUGGAUAUCGUUGCAGCAGGGUGUAAAAGAGAUAUGCAGAGCACCUGCAGAUUAGAGGUAUGGGAAGGAGGAGGACUUACCCAAGAAGAAGUGACGAGGGCUUCGAGUUCAAUACCCCACAGCGAAGACCACGCCAGUGCCAACAUGUCUUCCAGCUGUCGUCACCCUGACCAUCCAUUGUCAGACUGCGAGGCAGAUGAGACAUCAUCCUGGGAUGGCCUCCCUUUGCAAAAUUUGCAUGUCGUGAUUGUUAUUGACAUCGACAUAGUCCCGAGAACGUGUGAAUCCUCUGAAGAGGAUCUGAAGGGUUUUGUUGAGCUUUUGAUGCCUGCUGCUUGUCUGGAUAAGAGUGCCUGCAAUGACAGUGACACUUGUCAGGGAAGGAUUGGCUCCCAUGCUCAGUCUGUUUGUUUGAUCUGGCUAGUUCCUGCAACAAUCGGGACACAGACUCGACACAAUCUACAGUGUCUCGGCAAUUGCACGUCAAGCGUCAAGCCGCAGUGCCUGGUAACAUCGCACAUUGUGAGCAAGCCAUUUUAUUCCAGUCGCAUGUUGGAGGCUCUGGAAAUAGCAGCUGCCACUGCAAACUCCUGCAAACAUCAUUUCACUUGCGAGUCGCAUCUCAUCGCCGACAAGGAGAUAGAGAUCAUAGUUGACGGCGAUAGAGGGAAAGCAGCAACAGAUGAGGACGGCGGACGGUAUGCAAAGACUUUCGCAAGGCCAGAUAUCUCGAAACUUGUCCGUCCAGGUAGCCUGCAAGACCAUGAGCUUGAAAGGUUUGCGUGUCGAAUGAACUUUACAGAUUUUGAGUUCGACGUGCUGGAAAAUUCAGGUCUUGUGAUCAACCAGUGUGACAGGUUGGCGAAAGUGCUCCAAGAUGGAACCAAGGGAUGCGGCCUUGGUCUGAAAGUGAAGGGGGGUUCUGAAGACGUUCUGCCCCCAGGGACAUAUGCUGGCUGCACAGACAAGCGGUUCCCUGCCGAUGAAAGUAAGGGUAUGAGUUCAUCAUCAACAAAGGAGGUGGAAGCAGCGAUCACUCAGUUCAAGGCAGAAGACGUAGAAGAAUGUAGCAGAAAGUCCGUGAGUAACUCGGUUACAGCUUGCUUGCCACAUUCAGCCGAACAUCAGGUAUGGCGGGCAAGAGCUGAUGCACAGAGUGGGAUGCCAAAGCCGAUGCAGCAUCCUGAAGACCCGUCAUUGUCUUCCUCACAACGAGCGCGAACUCCACCGGCCUGGCUUGAAAGUGAUAUGAGCGUCAAGCUGGGAAUAGCUGCUUCAACCGUCUCCAAUAUCAUUCCAGACAUUGCGAAAGACUGUGUUCCGCCUCGCUGCAGUCCUCAAGCCACAGACGCCACAACCGUCGUUACCCAAAGUCAUCCUCAUUCAUCGAGGCAGCUCGCUGGAUUGAAGAUCCUGGUUGCCGAGGACACACCACUUCUCCGAAAGCUUGAAGUAACCUCGCUCCAAAGACUUGGGGCAGAAGUUGUCGGUGUGGAAGACGGGAAAAAGGCAGUGGAAACAAUUUGUGAGGGAGCUGAUGGUUCUUCGAAGAAACGAUUUGAUUGUGUGUUGAUGGACUGCCAGUCAGUCUGUGGUCAAGGUGGUUGGAUAUGGCUAGCAGAUCCAGGCACGGCGGUACUGACGGUUGGAAGUAUGGAAAGUGGCGGUAAGUACAACGGUGGUAGUGCUGUUCUGGGAUGUUCCUGGAUGGUACCGUUGGCCAAGUAAGUAGAAUUGUGCUUAAUGAUAUUAAUUUAUUUAUUGAUUUGUUGGCUAUUUUUUGCAUAAUUGUGGGUGGGCUGCGGCGCGUGGGGCUGUAGACGUAAGCACGGCGCAAUACGCGCCAGUGCUGAAACGUUUCAUAGGCAUUGGUGUUGGGUGAACAUAGGCGCGAUUUCGCACCAGGGGAAACGCUGGAUAUUGGCGUAGGCGCAAUACGCACGAAGUUCUUAAUCGCCGCAGCUCAGCGGAGAAGCUCGGGCAUGUGCUUGCGUAGGAUGCUCAUGAUGAAGGUAGGAAUAUUUAAAGAGUAGUAACGGAGUAGGAGUCCUCAAUCUGAGUGGCGUGUGAAUAGAAGGAUUGAUUAUCCUUGAUAGUAGGCUGUUUUCAAGGGUGUGCGGGAGGAGGUGAUAACGCCAUGAUAAGUAAAACUCAUGUCAUCUU